Messenger RNA from Saccharomyces mikatae IFO 1815, 300 nucleotides. It is a transcript of the gene URM1, whose product is annotated as ubiquitin-related modifier URM1. Gene Ontology annotation, biological process: tRNA thio-modification; protein urmylation. The transcript has a single exon. Gene Ontology annotation, molecular function: protein tag activity. The record is from RefSeq and is a predicted model, not a curated record. NCBI's taxonomy places the organism in Eukaryota, Fungi, Ascomycota, Saccharomycetes, Saccharomycetales, Saccharomycetaceae. Gene Ontology annotation, cellular component: cytoplasm; nucleus. The coding region runs from base 1 to 300 and encodes 99 amino acids.
AUGGUAAACGUGAAGGUGGAAUUUUUGGGUGGGCUAGAUGCUAUUUUUGAAAAGCAAAGAGUACAUAAAAUUACUAUAGACAAAGAGGAUACCGUAACAGUGGGCGAGUUAAUCGACCAUAUUGUAUCCACCAUGAUCAAGAACCCUAAUGACGUCAGUAUUUUCAUUGAAGACGAUUCUAUAAGGCCAGGUAUCAUCACAUUAAUCAACGACACCGAUUGGGAGCUUGAAGGCGAAAAAGAUUAUGUAUUAGAAGACGGCGAUAUUGUCUCUUUUACUUCAACGUUACACGGUGGCUAG